UAAGAUUCUGCCGCGUGGAGAAUCCGGUUCUUGAGCUCCCAACCCCAUCCUUUUCCCCUCAUUUUAUCCUUUCUCCCUCAUUUUAAUCGAAUUUAAUCAAAUGCGACUGCAGCCUCACUCGCUUCAUCUCUCCCUACCCCGCCCAUUCCUAGGGUUUCAAUUCCACCCCCAAAUCCCCAAUUCUCUUCAUUCAAUCUCAUCCCCGAACCCUAGAAUCUCCUGCUGCAACCUCUCAAGAGGGGAAUCGAUCAGGCCGCGGGCGAAGAAGAAGGACAACGUGUGGAGCGUUGACAACGAGCUUGCUGAGAGGGAGAAGGAGAAGGAGAGGAAGAGGUCAUCGUCUUCGUUUGGGAGGAGAAGGAAGAGGGGGAAGAGGGUGAAGGCCGGGGGGAGGAAGGGGAAGAAUGAGCUGGUGCUGGUCUCGGCGGCGAUGCUGAUUGAGAUCGAGACUGUGUUGCAGACUCAGGAACCUGUCAUUAAACCGGCAUGGAGUACCUUUACUAGCAGUUUGAGUGGGAUAUGGAUGGGUGUUGGAGCAGUAUUUUCCCCAUUCACUGCUGAGAUGGAGCCAAUUGGCAUAGGGAGUCGAGAUCAGAAUCUUUAUGACUGCUACACACUUUCCCGUAUUGAAAGGUCACCAGAGGGCUCACAAAUUAGAAGGAAGAUAAAUUGGGUUGCUUUGAACCCUUUUGGGGAAAGGCGGCAAAAUUUUCAAGGUAGUUAUAAAGAUUAUGAUGGGGACAACUCUGAUUAUAAGUUAGGGACAUCUGAUGUGGAAAAUCCGGACCUAGAUUUACCUAGUUUUGAAGAAGAUUCAAUGAGCAUGGAGCCAGGGCUUGUUUUCUUUGAGGAUGGAUCAUACUCACGUGGUCCGAUUGAGAUACCAGUAGGAGAGCAUGAUGAAUCUAAGUACUUUCUUUCCCCCACUUUUAAGUUUGAACAAUGUUUAGUGAAAGGUUGCCACAAGAGACUGCGAAUUAUGCAUACUAUUGAGUUCAGUGAAGGGGGAUCUGAUAUACAAAUUAUACGAGUAGCUGUCUAUGAAGAGCAAUGGAUCAGCCCAGUGAAUCUCCAUAAAGGAAAUGAUGAUCAGGUUGAUCUGAAACCUAUCUCCCAACGAAGGCGUACCCAACCAUCGGAGUUAGUUGGGUCGUGGAAAGUGUUUGAAGUGAGCGCAACACCAAUCUUUAACGAAGAAGCAGAAUUAGUGGAAGAAGGUGCUGGACCGCCUUAUGUAUACUUGUGCACAGAGACACUAAAGAAGAGGAGCCUGCCAGAGAACUCUGCUCACUUUGGGGAAGAGGAGAUGCUCGAUAUGAAUGAUGUAACUGUCCUCUGGCUGCCCGGUGGAGUCACAGCUUAUGUGGAUGUUAGCAAAGACGGAAUCCUGUGUUUAGGGGUGGGAUGGUACUCUGAUGAAGGUGUUAACCUUGUGAUGGAGAGAGACUAUGGGAUGGAUGGAAAGCUCAAGGAGGUGAGAUGGAAAUCAGAGUUGAAGAGGAGGUGGACGGACCCAGUCUCUCCUUGAGAUGUUCGUUGUGUUUUUACGUUUCUACUUUCUUUUUUCUUUAUGUCUUUCAUACUUUGAGAUGGUAGUUCAUGUCUCAUUUCUAGUGUAAAAUAAGGGUAUAAUGAAUAUAUGCGGAGGUGGCUAGCUGAAAUCUUGUGCUUAUCGAUGUUGUUGCCUGAUGUACAUAUGAUUUUGUAUUGAUGCCUGGGGCCUCCUAUUUAAUUCUCUGGAGACCUCUGGAAGCCAUUUAUGAUUGCUCAGGACUUUUUGUUCUAUAGUUUUACGGAUUCUACAACUGGGAACUGUUUCAAGAGUCUUCAAAAGUGACGGAGUUGACUGAUUCACAAGCUCCAGAGUCGCAUUGUUUUACAUGAACUGGAGUCCUGUCAUGAUUGAUAUUCGUGAUGUCCAGAAUUUCUCUCUUGUCCGUUAAACUUCACUUGAUCAGUAUAAUGACUUGGAAACGGUUGGCUUUCAAAGUGAAAACUAGGGUGAUGCUCUCUUGUGCAAACCGCGAGACUAAACAGCUAAAUACCGCCUAAAUGUACCUGCUGGAGGAUCUGGACUGCCAGAGGAUUUCAUCCUUCUAUCUGAUACGUCUGCUAGCAUAUGCACUCGGUAAGUCUUUUGUAUCCUUCGCUUGUAUCUUUUCCUACUGACUAAUAUGCUCUCUUUUUUC
This is a messenger RNA of Asparagus officinalis (garden asparagus), 2189 nucleotides long. RefSeq lists its product as uncharacterized. The coding region runs from base 101 to 1528 and encodes 475 amino acids. NCBI's taxonomy places the organism in Eukaryota, Viridiplantae, Streptophyta, Magnoliopsida, Asparagales, Asparagaceae. The transcript has 5 exons. The record is from RefSeq and is a predicted model, not a curated record.